AUGUGCCUGGUAUUAUUUGCCACUGUUGCUGCUGCGUUCCCAAGUAAUGUAGAUACGCUUGUCAAACAUUACGGUGAGAUGUAUUUGAAGGAUGGAAUUGUUCCUCAAGUGGCAAAGACACAUGCUUUCAUGAAGGAGGGCAAGGUACACAUGCAUGUUGACCUUCUCGGUAUUACACACGAGUUUCUACUCGAACCCACAUCCGUUUUCAGCCAAGACUUAAUCAUCUCAAUUGUCAAAGGUGGUGGUGUCGUGGAGAAUCUAGCCCCGCCCAAGCAGUACAGUUAUCAUGUAGUAGAUGAGCGAAACGCUGAUGUAUCUGGAACAGCUAUCGUGCAUGAUAAUGGAUUCAACAAGGAUCGCAUCGAUAUACUAUGGGAGACUAUGUUUAGUACUGAACGGUCGUCGGCCAGUGCGAACCGCCGGACGAGUUCAGAAACGGACACAGACGAGACCACAGAUGCGCAUAAUAACCCUCACACACACAGUGGGGAGCGUGUAGGUCAAACCGAGCACAAGCCCACACCCUCCGGUCAAGUACCGAACUUUCCGUCAAUCGUAUCGAGCUCACCCGCUGUAAUACCGUGUGUGCGAGCAUCUCGACACACCCAUACAUACAGGGACAAGGAUACGAAUGUACUACCUAGUAGACACGCCUAUAAAAGUACACCUACACACACACAAACAGAUACUGGUACACCAAAGAGUGAGCAGGCCUGUACGUAUACACAGCGAAACAUACAUCUGCACCGCUACUCGGGGGACGAUGGCGUGCGACACACCCCCGACAACAACAUGGGGGUGUACGAUAACACCACGGGUCCAUACGACAAUCAAACCAGUGCAUACGACAAUCAGACCAGUGCAUACGACAAUCAGGCCUGUGCAUACAACAAUCAGACCAGUGCAUACGACAAUCAGACCAGGGCGCCAGGGGAGAGGGAUGUUGAUAGGGGGUCGGAGCUAUUCUAUUCUGUGAGGGGGUUAGAUAACGCGUGUUCCGAGGUAUUAGAGAGUGUGGCGCUGGAGACUGUUACUAUUAACGACACCCUGCGUGUACAGUCUGUAGUGCUGGAUAUGGAUCCUAGCCUGCCGUUAAGGCGUGCGAAAGUCAAGGAUGAAUGUCAAAAAUGUCGUAAGUUGUCAUGA
Messenger RNA from Sphaeroforma arctica JP610, 1149 nucleotides. RefSeq lists its product as hypothetical. Lineage: Eukaryota; Ichthyosporea; Ichthyophonida. The transcript has 4 exons. Bases 1 to 1149 code for a protein of 382 amino acids. The record is from RefSeq and is a predicted model, not a curated record.